Messenger RNA from Loxodonta africana (African savanna elephant), 324 nucleotides. Its product is annotated as keratin-associated protein 5-7-like. The transcript has a single exon. NCBI's taxonomy places the organism in Eukaryota, Metazoa, Chordata, Mammalia, Proboscidea, Elephantidae. Bases 1 to 324 code for a protein of 107 amino acids. The record is from RefSeq and is a predicted model, not a curated record.
AUGGGCUGCUGUGGCUGCUCUGGAGGCUGUGGGGGCUGCGGCUCCAGCUGUGGGGGCUGCGGGGGCUGCGGGGGCUGUGGAGGCUGUGGGAGCUGCAGCUCCAGCUGCUGUGUGCCCGUUUGCUGCUGCAAGCUGGUGUGCUACUGUGUGCCAGCCGGUUUCUGCUCCAGCUGUGACACCUGGGGGGGCAGCAAGGGGGGCUAUGGCACCUGUGGCUGCUCCCAGUCCAGCUGCUCCAAACCUUGCUGCUGCUGUUCAGGCUGCGGGCAAUCCUGCUGCCAGGCCAGCUGCUGUGUCCCUGUUUGCUGCCAGUGCAAGAUCUGA